AGGCGAGAUCUCGCAACGUGCCAAUGAGUCGUGGCGAUGAAUGCAUUCCCUCUACGAUGUGCGCACAAGUGCUCGUCGGCCACGGCGGCGCUGACAAACUGGUUUUCCACGACGACUGGCCAACACCUCGACCGAAAUCAGAUGAAGUGCUCAUCAAGGUCGGCGCAUGUGGGCUGAACCCGACUGACAUCAACACGCGGACGGCGUGGUACUCCAAGAAGGUCAAGGAGGGGCUGACCACCGAUGGCGGCAGAGGCGGUUUCGGUGCCGCGGAUGCACAAGACGCCAGCUGGAGGGGCCUGUCCAUCAAUUUCCCGCGAAUACAGGUCAGCACACACGAACACGGGGUGGCGCACGUGCAACAGCAGCAUGCAGUGAAUGGAUGUGUCUUCAGGGAGCAGAUGUCGUCGGCCGUGUCGUCGCCGUCGGCUCGUCCGUGCCGCCAUCCCGCCUCAACGAGCGCGUGUUGGUCGACCCAUGGAUCAAGACGCAUCCAGAGGACCCUACGCAAUGUGAGUAUCUCGGAUCUGAGUGCGAUGGCGGAGCUUGUGAGUACACCGCUGUGCCAUCGACACACGCACUCGCCAUCGACAGUGACCUGACUGAUAGCGAGCUGGCGACUUUCCCCUGCACUCUUCAUACGGCGGAGACGCUCGCGCUGCGGCUGGAUGUGCAGCCUGGCGAGACCGUGGUCAUCUCGGGCGCCUCAGGUAGGUCAGCCAGUGCACAGACAUACGCUACUCGAACCACUGUUACAUGGUGCGCUGGUUUGCGUCUGUUCUGCUAUGCAGGGGGUGUCGGCAGUGCGGCCGUCCAGCUCUGCCAUGUGCGCGGCGCCCGCGUGAUCGCCAUCGCCUCAAAGAGCAAGCACGACUUGGUCAGGUCCCUGGGAGCAGCUGCCGUGGUCGACCGCAACCAGCCACAGCUGGCGGCUGCCAUCCUCAAAGCCGCCUCCAAUCAGCCGAUCGAUGCCGCAAUCGACGUCGUCGGUGGGACACUUUUCCCCCACCUGCUCGAGGUGCUGCGCAGGGGCGGCCGAUACGCAGCCAGCGGUGCCAUUGCUGGUCCGAUCUGUGAGAUGGACCUGCGGUCGCUAUACCUCAAGGUGACUGGGGGGAAGGGGCUAACAUGACUGGGGGGUGAAGAUGGACUGAUUGCGAGUGCAUCUUUUUUUUCCUGCAGGAUUUGCGCUUGCUGGGCGCGACGGUCACUCCUGUGGGGACGAUGAGGCGGCUGGUGAAGCUGAUAGAGGAGAGGAGGGUGCGGCCUGUGCUUGCCAAGACAUUCCCUUUGCGGCAGCUGCGUGAAGCCCAGGAGAUGCUGAUGGAGAAGAAGCAUGUCGGCAACAUUGUGGUGACCAUGGAGGAGGAGGAGUGAGUGAGAGUGACCAAGGGGCGCCUCUUUUUGCGCCGGGGCGUUCUUGGCCCUUGCCUGUUGCAUGCGUGUAAGCUGCAGAGUAACUGUCCUCUGCCUUUUUUUCACCUGAGUGCGCUAUGUGGCCAUGAGUGGAUAGCCUGCUCGCUAUUUGGGUCGUCGCGACUUCGUGUCAGCUGGUGUCGAGCCUGACAUGAGACCGUGACGACUGGUGGGUGAGCAGACGAACACUGUUGGUUCAACGGGAACUGCAUCGAGAUCGAUUGGGACAUUUAUCGGUGUGUUGCAUGAUCCACGCAUGAAGGGUGAAGGUGUCUCAUGAGGGUGUCUGUAUAUCUUGGAGCCAUCAAGAUACUGCGG
This is a messenger RNA of Vitrella brassicaformis, 1734 nucleotides long. The record is from the annotation of a GenBank genome assembly. Lineage: Eukaryota; Vitrellaceae.